This is a messenger RNA of Fusarium keratoplasticum, 1338 nucleotides long. RefSeq names its product Opy2 domain-containing protein. The record is from RefSeq and is a predicted model, not a curated record. The transcript has 2 exons. Bases 1 to 1338 code for a protein of 445 amino acids. Lineage: Eukaryota; Fungi; Ascomycota; Sordariomycetes; Hypocreales; Nectriaceae.
AUGGAGGGGCUUCAUUACUUCUCGUCCAGAGGCCUGGAUGGGCCCGGAUACGUCGUCGCGAGAGAUUUGAACGAAGUUAGUAUGGCGUACCAACUCGUUCCUCGAGACGGCAAGUGUAUUCAAUGCGAUGAAAACACCCAACUUGAAUGCCCUAACUGCCCCGAAGGCAGUGAAUGCCGAUUUACCGUACCCCUCGAGUGUCAGAAGUGCCCUACAUCAUUCUGCGACGAGAAGUCUGCAUCCCAAUCCAGCAAAAGCUCUGACGGCCCAAACAUCGGCGGAAUUGUUGGUGGUGUUGUCGGUGGUGUCGUCGUGAUCGUCGCCAUCACAUAUCUAGUAUGGAGGUUCUGUGUCCGACCCAAGAGGUCACAGAUUCCCACUUCCAUCUACGUUGAAGACGUGGAUGCCCCUCAAGGCUCAGAGAAGGAUGCUGCCUCAAGGGGAACCCGACCACCCUCAACACACACCGUUCACUCGAUCGCUUCCACCGUCCUCACCCGAGCCUCCAACAUUAUUCAGAUCGCCUACAUUCCCGGCGUUACGAACCGAGCGACUCCUACAUCACCAAAUGUUCUUGUCCCCCCCGUUCCUCCGAUCCCUAUGCACCACGCCGCGGCCGCCCGAGGCGAAGGAAACGACGACCAGCAUUUCUUUGUUCCCGGUGACCUCCGAGACUCAACCUACUCGGGUCUUUCUGGCUACUCUGACCGAACCUCAUACGCCCGCACUUCAUACGCACCUCGAUCGAGCGUUGCUUCUACCAUCUACGGAAAGCAGGCCCAGGUGCUCACGCCCGCCCAGACUGGAAUGCGCGCCAAGCCCACAGUUGUCAGUGUUAAGUCCGUUGGCAACAGCAGCGUCGAGAGCAAUGCUCCCCCGGUUCCCAGCAUCGACUUUGAGAAGUUCGGCGGAGGUCGUCCCAAGAGCGGUGCCAGCGCCUUCAGCGUCGGGUCGACAUUCCUCAACAGCGCCAACACUGCUACGCAGGCUCGUGCACAGGUGGUCAAGGUUGGAACACUCAAGAAGGUGGAUAUGGGAAGCAACAAGUCCGAGACGGGCUCAACAACAGCAUCAUCAUCAGUGGGAACCUCGCGGCCCACAACACCAAGCGCGAACGCUACUCGAGACUCGAGUGCCAUCACCAUCAUCGAAGACUCUCCCUCAGUAGACCAAGGACCCUUCUCAGACCCUCCCGACCGACCCAGCCCUCAAAAGUCCAACAAGGCGCCCAGCCUCGGGGCUGUGAUUGAGGAGUCGGCAGUCGAGAACGAGAAGCCUGGGUCCUCCCAAAGGCGAGACAGCAGUCCGUUCGGGGACCAGCACGCGACAAAGGAGUGA